Messenger RNA from Ctenopharyngodon idella (grass carp), 4258 nucleotides. Its product is annotated as testican-2-like. Gene Ontology annotation, molecular function: protein binding; calcium ion binding. The transcript is spliced from 10 exons. Bases 146 to 1414 code for a protein of 422 amino acids. The record is from RefSeq and is a predicted model, not a curated record. Lineage: Eukaryota; Metazoa; Chordata; Actinopteri; Cypriniformes; Xenocyprididae.
CUGUUGACGCAGCGCACUGGACAGCGACUCUCUCGCGCGCGCGCCCGCGCGCUCUCUCAUUCUUCAGUUCGACCGUUGCGCGUCACCUGAGCAGAUAUCAGACCAUCGCCUCGGAUCUCUCGUGUUUAUUCGUGAGAAACGGAUCAUGAUGAGAGGUUUAUCUGUUGUUCAGCUGCUGCUCGUGACAAUGAGCGCGUCUCUGAUGAGCGCGAGGGAAGCGCGGGAGAUCGGCGGCGGGAAUUUCAUGGAAGAUGAGCAGCAGUGGCUCUCCACCGUCCACCAGUACAGCCGCACGGUCAAGCACUGGAACCGCUUCAGAGACGACGACUACAUCCGGACGCUGGAAAGUCCACAGGGUUCUGAUGAAAGUCUGGAUACCACGAAGGAUCCGUGUCAGAAGGUGAAAUGCAGCCGUCAUAAGGUGUGUGUGGCUCAGGGCUACCAGAGAGCCAUGUGCGUCAACCGCAAGAAACUGGAGCACAGAAUCAGACAGUCUGGACUGAAGCCGCACGCUAACAGCUGUAAACCCUGUUCACUGACGUCCUCAACGCCUGUGUGCGGAUCAGACGGACACAACUACGCAUCACAGUGUAAGCUGGAGCAGCAGGCGUGUUUGGCGGGGAAGGAUCUGUCCGUUCUGUGUUCUGGUUUAUGUCCUUGUGUCACUGCUGGAGUUCCUAAAGCAGAACCCAAGAUCAAGACGAAUCCAGAGACCUCACCCGAACCCAAAGCAGAGAUCUGCACCGGUCAGGAUUUGGCAGAUUUGGGCGACAGACUCAGAGACUGGUUUCAGCUUCUACACGGAAAUGCUAAACAGAACAACUCUGGAAGACAAGGACAAGCCACAGCGUCAGUGUUUGACCGGGGUCUCGUGGCCGGCUGUAAGGACUCCAUCGGCUGGAUGUUCUCCAAGCUGGACACCAGUAAUGACCUGUUCCUGGAUCAGUCGGAGCUGGCCGCCAUAAACCUGGAGAAGUAUGAAGUGUGCAUCAGGCCGUUCUUCAACUCGUGCGACUCUUACCGAGACGGAAAGGUUUCCACGGCUGAAUGGUGCCUGUGCUUCUGGAGGGAGAAACCUCCAUGUCUGGCUGAAAUUGAGCAGAUCCAGAUACAGGAGGCAUCUAAGAGGAAACCAGGCAUGUACAUCCCCAGCUGUGAUGAGGACGGCUACUACAGGAAGCUGCAGUGCGACCGCAGCCGAGACGAGUGCUGGUGCGUCGACCCUCACGGAUCGGAGGCCACCGGGUCACGUAUCCAUGGAAACCCAGACUGCGACGAGCUGCUCAGCUCUGGAGAUUUCAGCAGCGGCGUCGGCUGGGAGGAUGAGGAGGAGAAAGACACGGAUGAGAACGCAGAGGAAGAGGAGGAGGAGGAGGAGGCGGGAGAGAGUGAUGAUGGUGGAUACAUCUGGUAAAACACCUUCAUCAUGUGAUCAGAUGAAACGUGUGCCGUCCAGCGCACUGACAAACCACCUUUUUUACGCUUCCUGAAAUAUUCGACCAACAUUUAAGUUUGUAUUUUAGUGUCACUGAUUUCCCAACUAGUGUUUGUCAUUGGUUUAAAGAGGUCAUGUUAUGCUUUUACAGUCUUGAUGUUGUUUUUGGGCUCUACUAGAACAGGUUGAUUAUUUUCUUCAUAUUCUCCAUUGUUCAGCUCCUCUCUUCCCAGUCUGUCAGUAACGCUCUGUUUAGUUCCUGUCUCUAUGAAGCCCCUCCUUCUGAAAAGCACACUGUGCUCUGAUUGGAGCAGUGUGUUGUGAUUGGUGUUUGGGAAAUGUCCCGCCCCUUACCAUAACUGCUAGUUUCAACACACUACUAACUAACUCAACCAGGCCCCGCCCCUUUAUUCAGCGUAUGAAUUAUUUAAAUGAGGAAUAUUGUGAAGAAAACUCAAGACUACAAUGGAGGCGUUUCAGGGAGUUCAGAAACACUGACACUGAUAUAGAGAAGAACUCCUGCUGGAGGGACUUUGCAGAGCUUUUUCAUGCUCAAACAGCAGCAUUACACACUAAAGGAAGUUAAAAAAUGUAAAAAGCAUAAUAAGACCUCUUUAACUCUGACACACAGAUCAUUCGUCCUCAUUCAGAUGCAAGAAAGACUCAAAACUCUAACGAAAGAACCUUGAAUUUUGUGUUGACGUCCACAGAUGCAUCAUCAUGAACAGGGUAUUAUAAUUUAUUUGACGUGAUUUAUGCAAAAGAACUUGAAACCUCUGGAGAUCAAGUUCAGCACUCACUGUACAGAAGUUCAUCUGUGUGUAUGUGAAUGUAGCCUGUAAAGAACGUGUGAUGGGCGUCAGCAGCUCCGACACGCUGGAAAGAAGAUACCGACACUUCUGCAGAUGUGUUUAUAACACAUUAUUCUCUAAAUGAAGACUCUGACUAUGGAAGCUUGUUUCUGCCACUAAAUAAAAAAAUAAAAAGGUAAUUGUGACUAUCUUACAAUUCUGAUUUUUCUUCUCACAAAUGCGUGAUAUAAAGUCAGAAUUGCGAGUUAUAAAGUCAGAAUUGCGAGAUAUAAAGUCAGAAUUGCGAGAUAUAAAGUCGGAAUUGCGUGAUAUGAAGUCGGAAUUGCGAGAUAUAAAGUCGGAAUUGCGUGAUAUGAAGUCAGAAUUGCGAGAUAUAAAGUCGGAACUGCGAGAUAUAAAGUCAGAAUUGCGAGAUAUAAAGUUGGAAUUGUGAGAUAUAAAGUCGGAAUUGCGAACUAUAAAGUCAUAAUUGCGAGAUAUAAAGUCAGAAUUGCGAGUUAUAAAGUCGGAACUGCGAGAUAUAAAGUCGGAAUUGCGUGAUAUAAAGUUGGAAUUGCAAACUAUAAAGUCAUAAUUGCAAGAUAUAAAGUUGGAAUUGCAAACUAUAAAGUCAUAAUUGCAAGAUAUAAAGUCGGAAUUGCGUGAUAUGAAGUCGGAAUUGCGAGAUAUAAAGUCGGAAUUGCGAGUUAUAAAGUUGGAAUUGCGAGUUAUAAAGUCGGAAUUGGGAGUUAUAAAGCUUUUAUCACGCAAUUCUGACUUUAUAUCUUGCAAUUCUGACUUUGUAACUCGCAAUUCUAAGUAAAGUCAGAAUUGUGAGAUAAAAAGUCGCAAUUACCUUUUUUAUGUUUUAUUUCAUGGUGGAAACAAGCUUCCAUUUCAGACAGAGUCAAGAGAGCUGUGUAUUAAGAUUGAGUUACAGUGAUCAGAUAUGCAGCAGCUAAAAGUCUCAAGAUUAAUUCUCUGAUUCAGUCACAAGAAAAUGUAAAGUUGUACAUGAAAUGUGCAAACAUACUUGUGUAUUUAUGAAUUGUGUUUGCAAUUGUAUUUUGUGAAUAUGAAUUUAUUUAUUGUUUGCAAAUAUUUAAACUUUUUUUGUAGCUUACAUUUAAGUUUAUUAUAAGUACAUAUUUAUUAUUUAUUAGUAAUGUAUUUAUUAUAAGUAUAUAUUUGCAAGCAGAAAAUGACAGUCAUAACUUCAUGAUUUGCAAAUACACAAAGAUUCAAAACCUAAUUCAUAAAUACACAAGUAUGUUUCAUAUUUCUGAAGUUUUCUUUGUGUAGUUUGUUUAUUAUAAGUAUAUAUUUAUAAUUUAUAAAUAAUGUAUUUAUUAUAAGUAUUUGAGAAGAGAAACUGACAAACUCAACCUUAUUCAUAUUCGCAGAAUCGCAAAUGAACAAGCAAGUUUACAAAAUUCACAAAUGCAAAGCCUAAUUCAUAAAUACACAAGUAUUGUUUGAAGGUUUCUACAUGAAAAAAAUGAUUUUUUUUUUGUUAAUGUGAAUUAGCUUAAGCAUGUGUGAAUCAUAUUUUAAAUGCACCACAUUUGAGACUAUUUUAGCUCCAUAUUGCUCUGCCGACAAAAAUAGUUGCAAAAGAUUGUAUAUAGUGAACACGGACAGGGAAAUACAGUAUCAGAACUCACAGGAAUGUAACUGUUGUAUAAUUUAUUAUGACUGACAGCUGCAGUAUAGACGGUUUCACACUUGUUUCAGCUUCUGAAUCAGAACUGACUCCGGAUUCUUGAAUGUACAACUCAAUGUAUGUGUAUUUCUGUUCAUUUAGACUGGGAGUUGAAUGCGGUUAAAAGAAAAACAAAACAUUGUUAAUAAUGGAAAUGUUUGAAUUGCUUUAUUUUUCGUAUUGCAUGAUAGUUCACAACAAAAAGCUCUUUUAUUGGCUCCUUCUCUGUAAAAUAAGAGUAAAACCGUGAUGUCUAAUGUUGAGAUUGUGGCACUAUGGCUGAUGUCGGCUCCUCUAAAUCUGUGAAAUAAAAUGUUGUAAAUAAUUGAA